AUGACACCGUCGCGCUAUGCUCGCCGACCUCAUAGGUGGGUCGAAGCACGGAAAAAUGUCGUAUGCGACCAACACGACCAGGUUGGGACGUCUUUUUAUACUUCUGAGGACUCGUCUGUAGCACACCGUCGUCCGUCGCCCGAGUUCCAUAUUUGGAUGCCAAUUUAUUCUCGAAGUUCUGCUGCUAUCCCGCUGAAAAACCUACACAUCCACGGGCAGCUCAUCGAUACCGCGGUUACCAUCGCCUAA
Messenger RNA from Macrosiphum euphorbiae (potato aphid), 249 nucleotides. The record is from the annotation of a GenBank genome assembly. Lineage: Eukaryota; Metazoa; Arthropoda; Insecta; Hemiptera; Aphididae.